CUUUCCAUCUUAUCAUUAUUUUGACCUAAUUUUCAAAUCCGCCCCUAUUAGGGUUUUCACCUUCACAUCUCCCGCUUCUUCAUUCCCAUUUGAUUUCCCCUUCUUCGCUUCCAUUACUGGGUACUCUUCUCUCUUCUCUCCCAUGGACAUCGACGCCGUUCGCAAGAGGGAAAGAACUGAAACCGCCUUCAAUGGAAACGGCAGCUUUAAGAAGCUCAAACCAGAAAUGGACUCCUUAUCUACUGGUUUAGGAAGCAAAUCGAGGCCUUGCACAAAGUUUUUCAGCACUUCUGGUUGCCCUUUUGGUGAGGGGUGUCAUUUUGCGCAUUAUGUUCCUGGUGGAUUCAAAGCAAUUUCUCAGAUGAUCACUCCUGCUCUCCCCCCUGGGAAUAGGAAUCCAGUACCCCCCCAAUCCUUUCAAGAUGGUGUUUCUCCUCCAGCUGUCAAGACACGUUUGUGCAAUAAAUUCAACUCAGCCGAAGGCUGCAGGUUCGGUGACAAAUGUCAUUUUGCUCAUGGUGAGUGGGAACUUGGAAGGCCAAAUCCGCCACAAGAUCACGGUGGAAUGGGACAAAUGCAACAACCUAGAAUGGGUGGUGGAUGGAAUGUUCCUCCACCACCUAACCAUGGACCUGCUGCUAGCUUUGGGGCCUCUGCAACUGCAAAGAUUAGUGUCGAUGCAUCACUUGCAGGCCCCAUUAUUGGGAAAAAUGGUGUCAACUCAAAGAAUAUUUGUCGAAUGACAGGGGCAAGGCUCUCUAUAAAAGAACACGAGUCAGACCCUAGCCUGAAGAACAUUGAGCUUGAGGGUACUUUUGAUCAGAUCAAUCUAGCUAGUUCGAUGGUGCGCGAGUUGAUUGCGAAUGUUGGCGCUGCCUCUGCCAAUAAUGCCAUGAAGCAGCAUCAUUCAGCCACGCAGCAAUCUUCUGGCUCCGCAAACAACUUUAAGACGAAGCUUUGUGCCAAUUUUGCGAAAGGUACUUGUACGUUUAGAGAAAGAUGCCAUUUUGCCCAUGGUGAAAGUGAAUUGCGCAAACCAGGUAUGUGAAUGACCACUUAGCCAGCAGUCUUUGUAGCAGCAGCGGAUCUCUUCUUCAAAAAAUGUUCUUUUUUUCUGCUUUUCUCUGUUUGAAUUAUUUGUUAAUUUUGUAAUACGAUAUCCGAUUACUUUGUAAGACAAGCAUUUUUCAACCAAGAAAUCGGGAGGAGAUUUUGAAAGCUCUGAACUUUAAUGGAAUCAGCUCGUGCUGUUCUUUGCAA
Molecule: messenger RNA, 1260 nt
Organism: Cucurbita pepo subsp. pepo (vegetable marrow)
Lineage: Eukaryota; Viridiplantae; Streptophyta; Magnoliopsida; Cucurbitales; Cucurbitaceae
Source: RefSeq, a predicted model, not a curated record